Messenger RNA from Fonticula alba, 5002 nucleotides. RefSeq lists its product as hypothetical. NCBI's taxonomy places the organism in Eukaryota, Rotosphaerida, Fonticulaceae. The transcript is spliced from 12 exons. Gene Ontology annotation, molecular function: RNA binding; protein binding. Bases 105 to 2909 code for a protein of 934 amino acids. The record is from RefSeq and is a predicted model, not a curated record. Gene Ontology annotation, biological process: RNA processing.
CUCUCUCUCUCUCUCUCCUCCCCGCUCCCAUCACACUUGCCUCUGCUUUCUUCUCCUCGGCUGUCCACCUUCCGCCCUUUCCUCUCGGCUUCCCCCGACCGCACAUGUCCACUCGGCCCUCCCUUGUUGGGCCAUUGUUUCCGGAUGCCGAGGACCAUUCAUCGUCAUCCGCCUCGUCGUCCUCUGACGAUGAGAACAGCUCCCUGUCCGAUUUUGGAUCGGACAUCCCGAUGAUCGGUGACAGCGACUCCUCAGACGCAGAGGAUGCCAUUGUUGAGGGCAUGCAGCAGGUGCCUUCCGGCAAUGAUCCCGAAGAGACCCCCUCCCCUGACGAGGCCUCCGCCUCCGUUACAGAUGCCGUCCCCGUGGCUGCUCUCGUGGCGGCCCUCCAGUCCAAGCUGCGCCGGAAUACCCGCGACUACCAGUCAUAUGUGCAGCUUGUGGAGGUGCUCGAAACCUCGGCUCAGCUGUCCCACCGUGAAUUGCUCACGCAUACACGAGACAAAUUCUAUCAGCACUUCCCCCUGCCUGCGCGCGUCUGGCGGUCACACUUGCAUGCUCUGGCUGCCGAGUUGCCGAGCCAAUUUGACCCUGACUGCGCGCCUGAGCCGGAGAAGAACAUCAUUCGUACCUUUGAGAAGGCCUUGCUGGAUUGCCCUACGGUUGAUAUUUGGAUGGACUACAUUCGCUUCCUGAACCGGCGCUUUGCCUGCCGAUUGAUGGUUUGUCUUGACGAGGGCACUGAUCCGAGCGUCUACUCGAUCUCCGAUCUGCAGCUGGACGCCCACUUUUCGCCGGAGUCCAUCCGCCGGGUCCUGGCGCGUGCGGUGCAGGUGUGUGGCUGGAGUUAUUCCCAGGCGCCGGAUCUUUGGCUUUUGUACUUCCAAACCGAGCUAGCUUUCGACGACGAGGUCUUCCCGCCCACCAUGGCGCGAGACAGCACCUUCGGGAUCGUUGAGCUGUCAGAGAUCCUUGACCUACCAGAGGGCGCAUUUUGGCCUACCUUCUCGCCCGAGUGCAUUGAUGAGGAGACUGCCAGCAGCAGCCGGGGGAGUGCUUCACUAAGCAAGUCUCGGGCCCAGGAGUCCAAGACGGACCGUUUGCGACGGAUCAUUUCCCGAGCCUUGCGUGCCCCGGUUGAGAACCCCGAACCCGUGAUGGCGGCUCUGGAGGCCUGGCUGGCAGACCUGUCCGAGGAUGAACUCCCGUCGGGACAGCGCGGCAAGCUGCGAGCGCUGUCUGCCGACGCCCGCCGCGAAGCCACUGAGCUGGCCCCGCUCGAAGCCGGCGCCUUUGGACCUACCGCCUCGAUCGAGGGGGCACUGGCUUAUGUCGAUGCGGUUGAGGCCAAGCGCGCCAAGAGCAACCCCUUCCGGGCGCAGGUGGUUUAUGAGCAGGCCAUCGCCGCCUUCCCCUUCUCCCAGGAGCUCUGGAGUCGAUACUGUCGCUUUGCCGACCGGUAUGUGACCGACCCGGUGGCUGCCCUAAAUGUCCACCACCGGGCUGUGCGCUUCUGCGGUUGGAGCGGUGCCUUCUGGGCCGGGUAUCUGGCUGGCUUGGAGCGGUUUGGCAGCUGUACCUCUGCCGCGACAGCGCUUGUUCAGCAAGCCAUGUCCUCCGGGCUUCUGAAUUCGGUGGACGAGGUGGUUCCGGUGUAUCUGGCCCUUGGGGCCCUCCUAUUGCGUUCGGCCCGGGCCGUGCUGACCGGGGACUCGGCCGCCAGCCUGGAUGUCGUGCCCGAGGUGGCCGCACUGCGCGAUGCCCUGCGCGCCGGGAUUGCCCGAGCACAGUCCUUGAACCCCCCAGCCGGAGACCUCUAUUUCCGCCUGGAGCGUUUCUGGGCACGAGCUGAGUACGAGGUAUUGGGGGAUCCUGCCGCCGGGCAGACGGUCUACGAGUCCAUCAUCAAGCUGCAGGGGCGCUCGGCCGAACUUUGGAUCGAAUAUGCCAAGCUGGAGCUGGCAUACAAUCGAGCCCAGCCACAGUGGCGGACGGUUUUCCGUCGAGCGGCUGGUGCCAAUAUUGCCGACAACCCGGCGGCCCUGUUCGCCGAAUGGUUGACUUGCGAGGGGCUACAUGGCGGGCCAGCCGACCAUGCUGACGCCCUUCGACGCGUGGAAGUCCAGCAGAAGAUUCUGGCUGACCGGUAUGCCCAGGCACUCAGCGCUCAGGCCGCCGCGGCCACCGCAGCAAAUGAGGCGCCGGCUGAGCCUCGGCGCCGGGCCGCCGCCGCGCGACGCACUGCCGAGUCGGUUGAAUCCCUUCCGAAGGCAGAUGGACCUGCCUCAAAGGGGGAAAAGGUCGUAUCGAAGGUGGCGGAGCCAGUUCCGAAGGUGGACAAGCCGCCUCCUGCCGAGGGCGCGACCGAGGGGACAAACCUGUCGGAGCCGAAAAAGCGUACUCGCGCGGAGGACACCUCGUCUUCUGUCUUCCUGUCAAAUCUUUCCUUCAAAGCGACGGAGGAGGACAUUCGAGCCUUUUUCGAGACUUUCGCCACUGUGACCUCGGUUCGCAUUGUCAAAAAUCCGCGCGGUAUUUCAAAGGGCUUUGCGUAUGUUGACCUUGGCGAUGAGAUGGAUGUUUCGCGCGCACUUGCACGCGACCGAUCAACACUCAUCGACCGGCCGCUUUUCAUCUCGCCAGUCAAGCCCAAAGAGGCCUCCGCCAAGCAGGCACGCCCGAGCCCUCCCCCCACGGCGGUGGUGGCAACCAACAUCCUCAAGCCACGGUCGGUGAUGGCUCCCCUGCGGCCGGCGCACCUGGCCGCAAGUCGGCCGCGUCCGCGCAUGGCUACGCCCAACAUCGGCAAGACCACAAGUUCACUGUUUGCAUCGAAGUCUAGCAUGCCAAUGGCCCCGACCGCGCCCAGUCCCGCGUCCAACAGCAAGACUGAUGGACCCACAGGGUAGAGCUCCGCCAUAUGUCGGUCUUUUCUUCAACACCCCUCGAUUGUUCGUUGCCACUCCUCCCUCCCCCCUCCCCCCCUUCCGUCCUUCCCACAGCACACGAUGAACAGCAUGCAAGCACCCUUCCUGUUGCGACACAUGCAACUGAUCUGGAUAUAAUAUAUUUCCUAGAUGCCCUUUCAGUGUGGAGGGCUUUCCAACUAUGAUGCCUGCCUUUGUAAAACCUAAUUGGGCAAGCGUGGGAGGGUGCAAAGAGGGAGGGGGGGGGGGGCUGAAGGAAUAGACGGGCCGCACUGUGCUGCCAAGGUCUCUCUCCACCACCAUCCAGUCUUCCUCCGAGGCCAUUCUCCCCGGAGCAGGGGACGAAUUGUGGUGGUUCUUCGCUGUCACACCCACCUGCUCGCUCUUUGGUUUUUCUCCCCAAUUGUCGGCCUUCUCCUUUGGGCGACGAAUUGCCUCCAUGUCGCGUUUCCUUCUUUCCCUGGGCCGCACACACAAGGAGGGAGAAAGGACGAGAGGAGGGAGCACAUGGCGACUCAAGGGGACGGUAUGCGGUUUUCUAUGGUACAGUGCGCAGGGGAGGCAGGAUGGGCCGCAUAUCCAUCGAUCAUCCCAUGCUUUCUUGGAAAUGGUCUCUUGGGGGGGGGAAGGGGGGGGGGGGGAAACAUAUCCCCCGUCUAGCAGUCGAGAGAAGGGCCCUCAAGUUUCAGGAGAGGGAGGGAAAAGAGGGAAGAGAAAUCCCCUUCACAGUUGCCGGAAGGAUGGGCCCAUGGCGGAAGAAAGCGAAGUGGGAAGGGCAGCCAUGCCAUCAGGAGCCCCCGAGACAAGAGCCCCAGUCUUCAACUGGAGGGACUGAUGAAGAAGAGCCCGGGUGGUACGCGUGUGGCGAAGGAGCUCCACCAAAAGAGCACGGCGCCUGAGGAGGGCCUCAUUCUCGGCCUGAAGGGCUUGACGGCGGAGCUUGACACGCUGGCGAACGCGUGCACUGGAGGCGGCGUUGCGAAGGCGCUGCUGGACAAGCUUCUCCUCGGGAGUCAGCUUGGUCGAACCGGCAGGACUUGAGGGAGGCGUGGCCGAAGCGGAGCGGCGCCCAUCGGCUGGUGGCAACCCUGCCGGAGCGGCAGAAUUUGACGAGUUGGAGGACGGAGGGGGCGUCGGCGAACUUCCGAGCAAAUCCGCGCCCUCCAUGCGCGAGACAAAGUCAAUCGGUUCGGCGAUGAUAUUCCCGAGGGCAAGUUGCAGGGAGGAGGAAAAUCGCAAGCCGACGGGGGAAUUUGCCGAGGCGGGAUUCGGAGCAUGGCCAGGGGAAGCCGAUGUCGUCUGGGCCGGAGCACCUGACAAAGCAUCAGUUUGCAUGGCAUCAUGGUUGCCAGCAAGAACGAGAGCAGCGGCGGCGGCGGCGGCGGCGGCAGCAGCGGCAGCCGUGUCAGCCGAGCCGGCAGGCACGAGGGAGGAGGAGGAGGAAGAAGAAGGAGGGGGAGUGCGCAGGGAGACGCCCGGGAUGACGACUGACCGAGCAGUAGAGGAGGGCGGCGAGGGGAAGGCAGAGGAGGGUCCUGAGGAGGGGAAUGUAGAGGAGGGCCCGGAGUUGAGGGGGGAGGAAAAAGUGGGGGCCACAUGCCCGGUACCAUUGGCAGAGGUGGUGGUGGUCGGUGGGAUUAUUGAUGCCGGGGAAGCCAGCGAUGAAGCGGGCUCCUGAAGGGCGAUGCUGGCGAGGGUGAAGAGGGGUGAUAGUUCGGCGGUUGGAGGUGGUACGGCAAGGGCGGCGAUGGAGCUGUGGAAAUCCCGCCGAACGGCUGUCGUGAAGGCCGGUUCGGCAUUGGGGGAUGUGCGACCGGGAAGGAGAUCGCGGAUGCUGAUCGGAUGCACAGGAGCUGGGGGCGAAGCUGCCGAUUGUCCGGAGGAGAGAGGAGCGGGGACAAAACGAAGAGCCGCGUCGGCGGCAAUGGCAGCGGCCGAGAGCGGGAGUGGGCCAGUGCCCGAGGAUGGGACCGGACUGGAGGGAGAGUGAAGCCCUCCCAGAGCGGCGAUUAGCGGCAGAUGAGACAGGGAGGCUACCGAGCCCGAAGUCGAGGAAGGGAGGGCCGCGGGGGUUG